Aureobasidium uvarum is the source of this 1065-nucleotide messenger RNA. The record is from the annotation of a GenBank genome assembly. Lineage: Eukaryota; Fungi; Ascomycota; Dothideomycetes; Dothideales; Saccotheciaceae.
AUGAGGACGUCUUCUGCUGUAUGGGCUGCCGCCCUGGCAGUCAUGUCUGUCCAGGGUCCUAUACUAACCACCGCCGAGGCCGCCCCCGCACCUCAGCAAGGUGCCGAGCCUGGACAACAAAUGCGAUACUACUUCCCUCGCCCUGUGAAAAGACAGAAUGCUCUGCAAAACACGACCAGUUCCUCUACUUCCUCUUCGACGUCUGAAGCCGAAACAUCGACCUCAGACCCUUGGAAAGCAUUCACUUCCUUCUUCUCUGGAUCCCAGGAUCCUUCUUCGGCAUCAUCAUUCGACUUCCAAGAUCUUUUCUCGACCGCUUCACCCUCUUCUGCGCUGGACGCAGCAGCGGCUGCGACCAGCGACUCUACCGACUCCGACACUCCCGCGACUACUUCUAGCACCGUCGAUACCCUUGUCGCACCAACUGGCUCGUCAGUCUCUACCACGAUUCUUCCCACCGCAUCUGCCGAUUCGAUCACAUCCCAAGAGACUUCGUCCUCGAGCGAGAACACCGUCAGUUCAGCGGCAACUGAAGUUUCGCCAUCUACCGAGCCUUCUUCAAGUGCUACCACCUCCGUCGCAUCUACUGGCAAUGUUGCAACUGAAUCGGUUUCGCCAACUGUUGCAUCUCCUUCAACAGUUGCGCCUUCUACCGAGCUCACCUCCUCUGUCGCAUCCACUGGUGUCAUGACUUCGGAGAGCGUACAACCCACAACCUCCUCAUCUUCUGCGGCCCAGCCGACAUCAUCCGUGGUUUCUACAGACGAGUCUACCUCGGACAGCGUUCAAUCAUCUGAAGCCUCUGUGGGAUCAACUGGAGUGGUUUCCUCCGAGAUUGUUCAGCCGACCGCGCCAUCUUCCUCGGCCUCGGUCGCAUCAACCGACAGUCUCCCUUCGAUCGUCAUUCAAUCCACUGCCUCGUCUUCGGUUGCUUCGACUGCACAGAUUACUACUGAAAGCGUCGAGCCUACUGCACCUUCAAGCGUCGUUGCUUCGACUGGCAUUGUCACUUCUGAGAGCGUCCAGCCCACACCCCUUCUUCCGUCGCCUCGACUGGAGGUGUAA